CUUGCGGCUGCCGCAGCCUCCGCGGUUCACGGGUCCCGGCCGCCGCCUUCCUCCUUCCCCUGCCCCCUCGGCAAGGGCAGGGCCACUCGAGGCUUGGCGGGAAAAAGGACCGAGGGAGGGGUCGAAAUAACCCCAUUAUAAAAGCCGGCUUAUCGGACUCGCUGUAGUAAUUCCAGCGAGAGGCAGAGGGAGCGAGCGGGCGGACCAGCCAGAGUGAACCUAGCGAGCCGGGCGAGCAGAGGCGCGCUCCGGGCGCUCAGGGCUGAGAUCCGGAGUGAAAGCGGGGCUUCACCUCCGGCCCAGCCUCCUCCUUCUCCCCACCCUGCCCGCCGACCUCUGCCAGAGAUCCGCCACCCUCGCCGCAUCCACAAAAACUUUGCCCAUUGCAGCGGGCGGGCACUUUCCCCUGGAACUUACAACACCCGAGCGAGAGAGAACGCGGCUCUCCAGGAGCGGAGAUCUAUUUGGGAAGACACUUCUCCGGGCCGCUGCCUACGACCCGCUCCUCCGAAAGGCGCUCCUUGCCCGGUGUUGGAAUCUGGAUUUCCUUCGGAGAGUGGGAAACCCGCAGGCUGCCGCGAUGCCCCUCAACGUCAGCUUCGCCAACAGGAACUAUGACCUCGACUACGACUCGAUGCAGCCCUAUUUCUUCUGCGACGAGGAAGAGAACUUCUACCACCAGCAGCAGCAGAGCGAGCUGCAGCCGCCGGCGCCCAGCGAGGAUAUCUGGAAGAAAUUCGAGCUGCUGCCCACCCCGCCCCUGUCGCCCAGCCGCCGCUCCGGACUCUGCUCGCCCUCCUACGUCGCGUUCGCGUCCUUCUCCCCCCGGGACGUGGACGAUGGCGGCGGCGGCAGCUUCUCCACCGCCGACCAGUUGGAGAUGGUGACCGAGCUGCUGGGAGGCGACAUGGUGAACCAGAGCUUCAUCUGCGACCCGGACGACGAGACCUUAAUCAAAAACAUCAUCAUCCAGGACUGUAUGUGGAGCGGCUUCUCGGCCGCCGCCAAGCUGGUCUCAGAGAAGCUGGCCUCCUACCAGGCUGCGCGCAAAGACGGCGGAACGAAGCCAUUGGUUAAGGAAGGCAGUGUUGUCGCUAACCAGGUGAUUUCUCUUUCCUUUCUGACAGAGGAAGAACAAGAGGAUGAGGAAGAAAUUGAUGUUGUUUCUGUGGAAAAGAGGCAGCCCUCCGCCAGAAGGUCAGAAUCAGGGUCACCCUCUUCGGGAGGUCACAGCAAACCGCCUCACAGCCCGCUGGUCCUUAAGAGAUGCCACGUGUCCACCCAUCAGCACAAUUACGCGGCGCCCCCCGUCACCAGGAAGGACUAUCCCCCCGCCAAGCGGGCUAAGUUGGACAGUGGCCGCGUCCUGAAACAGAUCAGCAACAACCGCAAAUGUGCCAGCCCCAGGUCCUCGGACACGGAGGAGAACGACAAGAGGCGGACACACAACGUCCUGGAGCGCCAGCGGAGGAAUGAGCUGAAACGCAGCUUCUUUGCCCUGCGCGACCAGAUCCCCGAGUUGGAAAACAACGAAAAGGCCCCCAAGGUCGUUAUCCUUAAAAAGGCCACCGCCUACAUCCUGGCCAUCCAAGGGGAGGAGCACAAGCUCCUUUCGGAAAAGGACUGCUUGCGGAAACGACGGGAACAGUUGAAACACAAACUCGAACAGCUACGGAACUCUUGUGCAUAAAACUUGACCUAGGGGCGGGAGGAACUGGAAUCCCUCGCGGCUUCCCCGCUGUGACGGAGGGAAAGUACGGGAGAAGGUUCCUCCUGGCAUCGCCGAAGAGUUCAUUAGACACGAACUUGUUGCAACUGCAUGGUCAAGUGCAAACCGCACAACCGUGGCCGGGUCUUCAGACUGACAGAUUCAGCCAUCAUGUAAACUGCCUCAAAUGAACUUUGGGCAUAAAAUAACAUUUUUUAUGCUUGCCAUCCUCCCCCUCCCCCCCCCUCCUUUAACAAAUUUGUAUUUAAAAGAAUUUUUUUUUUAAUCUCAAUUGGGUUUACCCAAUUUUGCCGUGUAAAUAGCUUUAAUAAGAACUUUAUAGCAAUUAUACAAAAUCUGAAUGUAUUAUAAUCCAUAAUUUUUUUUAUUUAAAUACAUGUUUCUUUUUAAAGUUGAUUUUUUUUUAUUGUUUUUAGAAAAAAUAAAACGCCUGGCAAAUAUAAUUGAGCCAGAUCUUAAAGUU
This is a messenger RNA of Myotis lucifugus (little brown bat), 2192 nucleotides long. RefSeq names its product MYC proto-oncogene, bHLH transcription factor (gene MYC). NCBI's taxonomy places the organism in Eukaryota, Metazoa, Chordata, Mammalia, Chiroptera, Vespertilionidae. Gene Ontology annotation, biological process: positive regulation of cell population proliferation; regulation of transcription by RNA polymerase II. The record is from RefSeq and is a predicted model, not a curated record. The coding region runs from base 581 to 1690 and encodes 369 amino acids. The transcript is spliced from 3 exons. Gene Ontology annotation, molecular function: protein dimerization activity; DNA-binding transcription factor activity, RNA polymerase II-specific; RNA polymerase II cis-regulatory region sequence-specific DNA binding.